Molecule: messenger RNA, 3233 nt
Organism: Rhineura floridana
Lineage: Eukaryota; Metazoa; Chordata; Lepidosauria; Squamata; Rhineuridae
Product: germ cell-specific gene 1-like protein
Exons: 5
Coding region: 8-979 (323 amino acids)
Cellular component (GO): plasma membrane
Source: RefSeq, a predicted model, not a curated record
UGGGACAAUGAUUAAACUGAGCCGAAGGACUCGGUCAGUGCUCUCCUUGGGCCUCAACUCUAUGGCCCUCUGCCUCUCCGUGUCAGCAUUCAGCACCAGCUACUGGUGUGAGGGAACCCACAAGGUGGUGAAGCCCCCCUGCCUCUCGGCCGUCAAGAAAGGUAACUGCGUGCCCAUCGACAGCAAUGAGACGAUGGAUGGGAAUGUGACCGUGGACCCCCAUGUGGUCCAGUACAUCUGGGAGACAGGCGAAGAUAAAUAUGCUUUUCGAUACUUCCACACGGGUUUCUGGCUCUCAUGUGAGGAGCAUCAUGGAGAAGAGAAGUGCCGGAGUUUCAUUGAGCUGCCCCCAGAGUCAGAAAAAGGGGUGCUGUGGCUUUCUGUUGCCUCAGAAUUUCUUUAUAUUAUCCUGUUGAGUGUGGGAUUCUUAUUGAUGUGUUUGGAUGCCGUCUACUAUGCCAACUUCAUUGAUGGACUGAAGAUCAAUGCCUUUGCUGCGGUGAUCACCGUUCUCUCAGGGCUCCUGGGCAUGGUAGCCCAUAUGAUGUACAUGACCGUCUUUCAGGUGGCUGUGAACCUUGGACCAAAAGACUGGAGACCUCAGACAUGGUAUUACGGGUGGUCAUUUGGCAUGGCCUGGCUCUCAUUCACACUUUGCAUGUCGGCGUCUGUGCUAACCCUCAACACCUACACUAAGACCAUCCUGGAAUUCAAGUACCGUCGGCAGAUUUUUGAGAAGCACACAGCGUCGAUGGGGAGCACCAGAGGCCCCAGCUCACCUGCUCUGGCCCCUGACCUUGAACGUUUCCUCUGGGAUAAAUAUAUCUUCAGCGUUAGUGACUCUCUAGACUUCUCCCCUAGCCCACCGGGCCCAAUGGCUCCUGGUGGGGGACACAAGGCCUAUGCGGGGGGUUAUGCUGGGCUUGCAGGGGGUCAUAGUGGGGAUGCUGGCAAUGAAGAUGAUGGGGAACCAUGCUAGAGAGAGGAUGUUGGGUGGAGCAGGAGACCUGCCUUCACAUCACUUCCCUCUCUACCUUCCAUUGGCUCCCUCACCCAUCCAUCCAACCAUUUGCCCCCACAAAUAUGCUCUCCCUCUGCUUAGGCUUUCUGUGGCCGUUUCACAACCUGCAAAACUUUGGUUCUUUGAGGACAUCAUGAUUCUUUGAGGUUCUUUGAGAACAUCAUGAUAACUCUGCAGAUUUUAGGUUGGAUAAAAGGCCUAUAGAUCAGGGCCAUCUCAAACCGUCCGAAGAGGUACUUUUUUGGGGGGGGAGAAUUAUUUUUGUGUGUGUUCCUGCAUAAGCAGCCCUACUUGAGGCAGAGCUUGGAAAAGUUACUUUUUUAAACUACAACUCCCAUCAACCCCAGCCAGCAUGGACACUGGAUUGGGCUGAUGGGAGUUGUAGUUCAAAAAAGUAACUUUUCCAAGCUCUGCUAUGAGGCAAGAGAAGCCAUCCACCUUGUGUGGUGAAUUUUGGGUGGUGGAGUGGGAGACAGAAAGGUCAGUCCUACAGGGCACAAUGUACUAGGAAGGUGUUGUGUAGGAGCCUCACAUGGGAGCUGUGCAAUAAUGCUCUUGUGUUCUUGUGGAGCUCUCAUUCAGUUCACCAAAGCUCACAUAGAACAACAGCUGGGGCUGGCCCAUGAUAUUUCCCUCUGAGGCAAAGGACAAGAAGGUUCCUUCCAUUACACAUACAAAAGCCACCUAUACUGGCACUUGAGUCAUACUUUAAAACAGAGAAAUGGGACAGUGUCCUAUGCUGCACCUCAGGGCAGGCAGGUUUUUGGGGGGCACACACAACUCUGUCCUCUCUUUGACCCUCAGAAUCUGCUGCCUGAGGUGGCUGCCUCACACUGCCUAAUGGCCCUGACAACUCUAGUGCAAAGCUGGAAACGGUGGUCCUCAAGAUGUUGUUGGACCCCAGUGUCUAUCAGCCCCACCAGGGAUAUCAGGGAUGAUGGGAGUUGUAGUCCAGCAACAUCUGGAGGGCCAAAUCCGGAGGGCCAAAUCCUAGUGGAUUUUGUCCCCAUUUUAUUUCAUUAAUACUGUCUGGAUGUUCUACUUCAGGCACCAAAAUGCAUUUGGCUGCUCUUGUAUCCCAGUGUUUUGGUUAAAAGUAUGGCAAAGGAUCAUGGGGCAUACCUCUUGGAUUGUGCACCGCAGUUGCCCAUGGGGAGUGACAGGACAACUUAGUCCAAAGCUACUGUGCAACCUUGAAUUUUCUGGCCCUCUUCUGGAACAUUGUGUGUCUCAGUUCUGUGUUGGUUGUGGCUUGUAGGCUCUCAGCCCAUUGGGAACAGCCACUGUGACAAACUUUUAGCCUUGUUAUUUAGGUGUUGCAGCAUCCAUUUAUGCCAAUAGAAACCAAUAGGUUUGCCUUCUGCUUCUUGCUGCAGUAGAGUUCCCCGUGUAUCCAACAUCAGAUGAUAUACAUGACAGAGGGCUGGGGGCUGCAUCUAUCCAUUUGUCCAAGGCUGCCAACCUGUCUGCAUUUACUUGGGAGUAUAUAAGUCUCUUAUUCCUCAGUAACCCUGUGCAGGACCUGUCUGUAAAUAAGAUUACUAGUCAGCACAGCCAUUGCAAAUCUUCCCUCCUCCAACCCAUGGAUCGUUCAUGAAAGGGAAAUACCCACCCUCCUCUGUUAAAUUGCGUAUUCCUCUCUGCAGAUCCCAACCUCUCCCAAUUGGAGGCUGGUUCAAUUUAUGUGAAACAGAAACUUCUACCCCUCUCUGUUCCAUUGCAUGCACAGCUGGCCUAUUCUCACUGCUAUGAUGAGGAGUUCUGAGCCAGAUUCAUAAAGAUGUCCUCUCUUCAGACUUUUUCUAAUAAUCAAGGCAUCGUGGAGCACAUGAUAUUAAAAUUCAGCUUUAUACCUGUUGUGAAAGUAUCAUAACAAAUUUGAUACCUGCCCUCCAAUCCUGUGAGGGAGCAUGUCAGUGAAUAAGGCAUAAGUGUCUUAUGUAUGUGGUGUGUCUCAUAUAUGGUUGCUUGCGUAGUAGAAUAGGUAUUGCCUUGCCCUGUUUUCCUUAGCAAUGACAUUCUCCAUUUCAACCAGGCAUUGACCUCUCUCUGUUUCCUUUUCAUGGCUCUGGGCUCCUUCUGCAUCCCAGACUGGGCCCGAACGGCAUUCAUGCCCCACUCAACAUUGUCCCAACCUCACAUGCCUUCAUUAAACCCAUUUUCAGCUGUCUUGAUUUAUCUCGUCUACUUUGUCUCAUAUCAUCUUUCCAUC